Molecule: messenger RNA, 4902 nt
Organism: Malurus melanocephalus (red-backed fairy wren)
Lineage: Eukaryota; Metazoa; Chordata; Aves; Passeriformes; Maluridae
Gene: HAUS3
Product: HAUS augmin like complex subunit 3
Exons: 6
Coding region: 920-2809 (629 amino acids)
Biological process (GO): spindle assembly; centrosome cycle
Cellular component (GO): centrosome; HAUS complex; mitotic spindle
Source: RefSeq, a predicted model, not a curated record
GGCAGGGCGGGAGCRUCGCGCGCGCGGCGGGCGGUUCGAGCUGUGGGCGCUUCCCGGAACCUCCCCUCAGCCUUCCCUGAGCCUUCCUUCACCCUCUCCCUCGGCCUCCCCGCCGCCUCCCCUCACCCUCCUUAAGCCUCCCUUCAGCCCUCCCUUAGCCUCCCCUCCGCCUUCCCGCCGUCUUYCCUCAGCCCCGCCUGAGCCUCCCUUCAGCCUUCCCGCCAUUUUCCGCCUUGCUCCCCUCCCCUCAAGCCGCCGCUGCGGCAGAGCAGAGCGCUAGGGCCUUUUGAGCACGGAGGACAGAGGACGGUUGGAACGCUGCCCUGUGACAGGAACCUCGUGUAACAUUGUGUGUCAUCUGCCGUCUGUAACUGAGCUAAGUCAGACGCCUAGGGAGCUUGAGACGAAUGCCUUUACUUGUUCAGUGCUCCAGGCUGGCUGGCAAAGUGGGAUUCUCUGGUGAAAUGUAUGUUUUAGGAAUAAAGAGGUAAUAUCAAACUAAAAAAAAAUCCCUGAGUAUUACCAGAGUAUUACAGACAAGAUCCCCUGACUGUUGAUGAUUAGUCCUAUAUCCUUUGCUGUCUCUUACACACACUUUAGAAUCCCAAAGCAGAUUAUUUGUCUGCUAGGAAACAGCAAAGCAGCAAACUUCUUUUUCUUGUAAGUUGUAGCUGUUGUCACAAGAGUAUUUUUACACUGAUCUUAAUUUUAAUUUUUUAUGAUUGUAAAAAAACAUGCUGUUUUAUGUUGAGAUAUUUAUAUGUUAAAGUAUUUCUUGUUCCAUUUUCAGAGGAAACUUUAAAACAAAGUUYUAGAAGACAAGAUUCUGCUUGCUAUCGAGACUCUUUUUAUUAAAAUACUGAAUAUUCAUUUUAAAUGGCAAAAAAAUUAARGCUGGAAUAAUACCCCAGAUUUUUCCAUGUAUUUGGAUCUUUUCUGCUUACAAAAUAUUUURAUCAUGAGCUGUGGAAAGGAUUUUGUGGAAACUCUUAAAAAAAUUGGAUAUCCAAAGGCUGAUGAGCUUAAUGGAGAAGAUUUUGACUGGAUGUUUGAGUCUUCAGAAGACAAAUCAUUUCUGGAGUGGUUUUGUGGAAACAUAAAUGAGCAGCAUGUGGUAUCUGAAAAAGAACUGCAAGAUUUUAAUAAUCUCGGGUGUGAUAAGCCUGUGUUGGAAGGAAAAGCACUGGAUGAAGUCUUUAAAACCUUAGAGCCCAUGGGCUCGAAGAGGAGCCAAGAGGAGGACARGGAAGAAGAGGAAGAWGUGAAGAAAUUAGAGGAGGAGAUUCAAACCCUUCAGAAGUUAAAAAACCUUCAAAUUCAUCGGCACAAUAAGCUUGAGCUGAUGGUUGCUACAAACAGYCACGUAUUACAGACAUUCCAGAGCAGAGAGGAAGAAGCACAUAAGGAUUGGAGAGAAGGACUAGAAAUGUUCACUUCAGCAAAUAAUAAGCUUGACAAUGAACUGCAGUCUCUUAUARCUGCAGUGAAGAAAUUUUCCUCUUUCUUUACUGCUUCAGAUUCAGAACAGGGUUCGGAUGCACAUCCAGUGUUUUUUUCCCAACUUCCUUUGGACAAAUAUUUAUCUCUGGAAGAACAAAACACUGCAGCACUUACGUCACACAUAGAAAAGCAUUUUUGUAAGGGUAUGUCUGAAUGUGCUGGAAGUUCACGUGAAGGUAGCUUUCAACUUGAUGAUUUCAUCAAGCAAGUCACUUUUGAUGARACUAAUGAAGUUUGUGAAGUGAGGCAAGAGAUAGCCAGGCUCCAGGCUGCAUAUAUUUGUGUUCAAAACCAGCUAAUUCAACUGCAAGCUCAAGAGGAGGGCAUGAAUUCAGCUAUCAAGUGUGCAGAGAGCCUGCUGCAGUCCUUGGACAAGGAUAUUGGACAACAAGAAAACAUUGAUGCUGAAGUAUCUAGUUCAAGUGAUGAAAUUUCAACAAUGAAACAAAAUAUAGCUCAGAUAAAUAAUGAAGAGCUKCUUCCACUUCUUAAGAAGAAUGCACAACUUUUGACUGCACCAUUGGUGAAAGAAUACUUAGCCCACCAAAUUGUUCGGCAGGACUGUUAYGCAGCAAUACAAGAUAAAAUAGGCAGGCAUUUGAUAAGACAGAAAGCAUCAUAUGAACUUAUACAGCUGGCCUAUGAACUGGAGAUGAAGAAACAUCAGGAGAUCAGCUGUCAACUUGAGAAUUUGGUAGAAUCUCUGAAACAGAGCACUGAUGAGUUGCAGCAGAGACUACAGGUGAUAGCUGAAAGAACUCAACAUGCAAAGCCAAAACCCACUAUUAGUUCAGAGGAUAGUUUCUCUUGCAGGCUAUAYCAGCUCCUGGAAGGAGGAAAUAAAAAACAGCAACUCUUUAAAACAUACAAAAGCCUGGAGCARAUGGCUCAGAAGUUAAAGCAGGACUGUGCUACAGUACAAGAUCAGCUGGCAGCAUCUGCUCAAGAACAGUCUCUCCUUUUGUCCAAYCUAGAAAGGAAUGUGGAUGCCCUUCAUGGUGCUGUCUAUUGUGGAGCAAAUCAGAUACGGCUCCGAAGUUCGGAACUUACUGAGCAGUUUCAUGAACUGGAAGUGGAUUUAGAUAAACUAAAUCAUCUCCUUAUGGAUCUGGUUGCUGAUCUGAAGUCGAAGAGAAGCUUUUUAGAGUCCAAUAAGCUGCAUCAGAUGGAAAGAGACUUGUAUGUGUAUUUUUUCACGGAUGAAGAUCACUUGAAAGAGAUGGUGGAGAAGCUUGAGCAACAGUCUCAGGCUAAAGCCAGUGGUCUGGAAGAUGAGAAUUCAACAACCAGUGGAGUUCUUAAUGUCUAAACAGCAGGGUACCCUUAAGAAAGGAAAAUGUUAAUGUAAUCUGUCUACGAGUUUAUAGAAUAAUAAGCAUUAGCUUGUCAAGGCUGACACUUAACUGUCACUGCAGUGAAUCUGAAGUGCCUCUGUUACCAGUUGGCAUUGUGUGCUGCUUCAUGGCUUCUGCCUGCAGAGUUCAAUCUCAGUUUUGUCAGAACUUUUGGAUAUGAAGUAAUUGUUGGUUAUUUGAAAGAACUAUGUUCAGGCUGCUCUUCUGCUAGCCUGUGUGUUCAUUUCUGCUGCACACAUAGCGUCAAAAAGGACAAGUGUCGUAACUUAACUUGAGGGUAUCUUGCAURCUAAGAACUUUUGAUUGAACUGCAAAAUAAAUAUGGGGGAUGCAUUCCAGAUUUUGGAACAUAAAUGUAGUAUGCUUGUAGUGAAGAGGAGAGUUCUCCAAGGCAGAUAUACCAUGAUUGUUUCCCUUACAGUUCUCCUGAGAAGACUUGGUUUUGUUAAAACUGUGUUGGAAUAUGUACCAGAAUCUGCCUUAACUACCAAGACCAUCUGUUUUAAGACCGUUCCAACAUCUCUUAAUUUAACUUAUGGCUUAUGUUCUCCAUUGAAASCAGUCCAUACUUAUACUGGGCCUGUCAAUGAAAAAGAAUUUCAGAUUUAUCUUUUGUACUUCUGAGUUUGCCCUGUAAUUUAUAAUGAUAGGCAUUUCAGUUCAGAGUGCUGAUGCUUUCAUACUUCUGCUUUCAUGUGCAUUGUUAGCCUGUUUAUCAAAUAUUUGUAUAGCUUCCUAAUAUUCCAAUGGAACUAAAUAGGCUUUUAGAGUAUGAUAAAUUCCAGUCUUUUAUAUUUUGAUGGGAUCAGCUGUGCUUGCUUUCAAGCAUUGUACAUAUUGAUGAAGGGUAGUAUAUUAGCUUUAAAUUCAGUAACAGUAGUCUUAAAACUAUUUUGAUAGCAGACUUUUAACUUUUAUAUGAUUAUAACUUAUUUUGAAAUGUGUAAUUUUUUUUUAGCUUACUGGUUGGGUGUCUUUAUGUCUGGAUUUCAUGCUGCUUAACUCUAUACUUCGUGUUUAUUAUUAAAUGCCAAAUUCUAUCAAUUCAGUUCAGUGUGGUUAAUAUUUAUGGUGAAUCUGUUUUUCUAGGCCUGUUCUCAGGCAUGGUGUCUUGUUUAUAUUUAGUCUGAUGGGCUCUCGUUUUGAUCUGCCCCUGAGGCUGUGACUGCUGCUUCCCAGCCUGAGAAGUCAGGGAGCACUUUAACCCUGUUCAGGAAAGAAGUGUUGCUCUUAAUUAUGGUAGUUAGGAGGAGUUGUGUGUGGGGAAGGAUUGUAUUUCUGACUCCUGGAAUGUCAGGGAAAAGUAAGCCAUUCCACCUCUCUCCCUUUCCUUCACAUGCUUGCUAAUUAGAGCUAGAUGGAUAUAGCUAGUACUAAUGCAGUAUGAUGUAUGUUCCUCUUUGAAUUGUAUGCAACUGUUUGCACUUGUAAGUAUUGAAAGUUACAAUGUAUCUGUGCUCUUGAGCCAAGAGAAAUAUUUCCGUGUAGGCAGAGGAACUGUUGUUUGCAAAUGGUUAAAUUUGACAGUCUGCUCAUGCACUGGAUUUAGUGGGAGAAGACCAGAGUAACAGGAUUCCAGUUACUAACUUGUGUAGGAAUAAUUGAACAAACAGCAGGUUUUGGUAGAGUGAUUGACUUGUACAGCUUGGAUCUUCUAAGUAUUUUUAAAAUGUUGGAUAUUUCUCUUGUGUUUGUGUCAAGUUUUUAUUUUUUCUGGGCUAACUAUGAAACAACAAAUAAUAAGAUUUGACUCCGUUACUUGUGAUUCUCCAAUGUGUGUUGUACCUAAGAAUUGUCCAAGUAUUUUGUAUAUAUUACAGAAUAUGGACAGAUCAACUGGAAAACCGACUGCUUUUCAGRAAAGGAUAACAUUUAGAACAGCAGUAGCUGGGGUCAAAGCUUGUAGAGACUAUCGAUGUUGCUGACCAGUUUCUUAAAUUGACAAAUUAUAGUAGCUGUUUUCAUGUUACCAAUAUGUAACAGUAUUUAAAUGCAUCAAUUAUACAAAAUUUAAGAAAAUAGAGAAAUUUAAGAAAAUGCAAGUAUU